Messenger RNA from Fonsecaea erecta, 429 nucleotides. RefSeq lists its product as hypothetical. Lineage: Eukaryota; Fungi; Ascomycota; Eurotiomycetes; Chaetothyriales; Herpotrichiellaceae. Bases 1 to 429 code for a protein of 142 amino acids. The transcript has a single exon. The record is from RefSeq and is a predicted model, not a curated record.
AUGCCGUUCCAAAUUCCACAAAACCAUGCCAUCCCACGGAAGCGAAAGUCCACGUUUCCGCAUAUCAAACCGAUGGGCGGGUCCAAUGCCUUCCCUCGAGGCCCCAUCAGAAUUCACGGCAGUGGCAAGGAUGUCGAAAAACCAUGUCACCGCGACUCCUUGAGACCGGCCCGCAGUCACCGUGUAUCGACGUCCUCGAGCACCUACUACGUCAAGCAUCUCGAAUGGCUGCUUGGAUCCAGGACGAUCAGGAGUCUAGGAAGCGUUCUAACCUGUUCAUCCGAAUCCUCAGGUGCACAUUCCAUGAGAUGGGGCGAAUUCGCGGCCAGAGAAGUCGAGCUAUUACGCAAUUGCAGAUCUAUGAAUUCCUCACGCAUGUGGACAAAAUCUACCAAGCAGUCAGCGCUGACCCAGAGCACCUGGUUCUAA